Lasiosphaeria miniovina is the source of this 2286-nucleotide messenger RNA. Its product is annotated as origin recognition complex subunit 2-domain-containing protein. The transcript is spliced from 2 exons. Lineage: Eukaryota; Fungi; Ascomycota; Sordariomycetes; Sordariales; Lasiosphaeriaceae. Gene Ontology annotation, biological process: DNA replication. Gene Ontology annotation, cellular component: nuclear origin of replication recognition complex; nucleus. Bases 153 to 1901 code for a protein of 582 amino acids. Gene Ontology annotation, molecular function: DNA replication origin binding. The record is from RefSeq and is a predicted model, not a curated record.
CGUCGCAUUCUGGAGGAAGAGCGACCAAACCCCAACGUCCGAUUGGAAUCCUCACACUAAUAAGGUUGCUACUUCCCUCGUGACGAUCAAGUUACAAAACUUGAAGCAUGGCACAUUUCAGCUAGGAGUUCAGAACCCGCAGACAAUGAAAAAUGGUCCGCAGAAAAUCUACCGAACAGGAGUCAGCGUCACGCCCUGCACGCAAACGAGAAUUGCCCCUCGACCACUACGAAGUGCCCGAUGAGACGACAUCCCCGAAACGUCGCCGCGGCCCAAACAAGAACAACAUCGCAGAUACAGAUAUAGGUGCAGCCACAGCGAAAGCCUCCUCAUUGAAAGCUUUGAAAGAGGUCGGUCUCGUAGAAACUAUCACGGAUGGCGCAAAUGGCCCGCAAUCUUCGCCUCAGCCCACACCGGUCAAGAAGCGACGCGGCCGGCCCCCUAAGGUGAAGACAGGGGAAGCUGCAAACGUCGCCGCCGCAUCUACACCAUUAGCUAAACGUCGCAAAAAUGUUGCUGCGACCCCGGUCAAGCUCAACGGUAUCAAUGGCGUCGACACUCCAAGCCGGCGAAACAACGCGGACAGAUCUGCAAGGCGAAAGAGCGCCCGGGCACUGAUCGACCGUGUCUUUGGGGGUGCCCUUAGCGACGACGAGGAUGAGGACGGGGGCAUCGCGAGGGAGAUAUACGAGUCCAGCGAAGACGAAGAGGGCGACCAAGAGGGGCAAGAGGCUCGGGACGAUGACCAGGAAGGACCUGAUCCUACCACCCCCUCCAAGAAGCGAGGACGGCCACGCAAGGCGGUAUCGGCGCGAAAGCGGUCGCCGACUCCGCCCCGAGACUUGCCUCCCCACGAGCAGUACUUCUACCAAAAUAAACCGGGCCUCACCAAGACGUCGAGCAACAACCUUUCGUCGCUGGAUCUCCUCACCCAUGAAGAAUACUUCUCCGUGCUGCGCCAGCUCAAAGACCCACACGCCUCAGACGUCGAAUUCCUCCAGUCUCUCCACGCCGAGUCUUUUCCUCAGUGGUCGUUUGAGAUUUCGCAGGGGUUUAGUACCUGUCUGUAUGGUUAUGGGUCCAAAAGGCGACUUCUUCACCAGUUCGCGACUUACCUCUCAGAGAGGAGCCUCAGUCCCCAACAACCCAAGGUCGUAAUUGUGAAUGGCUAUGUGCGGACAACUACGAUUCGCGAGAUUUUAUCAACUAUCAGCAAUGCCAUCGACCCUUCUUACAAGCUUGUCUCGGGAAACCCGGUCGUCAUGGUCCAGAAUCUCUUGUCUCUGCUCUCGACCACCGGACUAACCGUAGUUCUUAUCAUCAACUCUAUCGAUGCCCCCCCUCUUAGGAAAGCCAUGACACAAUCUAUUUUGGCUCAGCUAGCCGCACACACUCAGAUCAGGUUGGUCUGCUCUGCUGACACCCCAAACUUCCAUUUGUUAUGGGACAGUGGGCUGCGGUCAUCCUUCAACUUUGCCUUUCACGACUGCACAACAUUCGGAUCUUUUGGGACCGAAAUAGACGCUGUUGACGAGGUCCACGAGCUGCUGGGCCGCAAGGCCAGGCAUGUGGGCGGGAAAGAAGGCGUGACAUACGUGCUGCGCAGCUUGCCAGAAAACGCAAAGAGUCUGUUCCGCCUCCUCGUCAGUGAAGUGCUGGCCAUGAUGGACGAGGGCGGAGGUAUCACUGCAGAAGGCCCAGGUAUCGAGUAUAGAAUUUUGUACAAUAAGGCUGUGGAGGAGUUCAUCUGCAGCUCAGAAAUGGCAUUUAGGACGUUGCUGAAGGAAUUCCACGAUCAUCAGAUCAUCACCAGCCACAAGGACUCGAUCGGAACCGAGCUUUUGAGCCUCCCUUUCAGGAAAGACGAACUAGAGGCGAUUCUGGAAGAUCUCAUGUCAUGAUUUACGAAAGCAUUAGAUAUUUGCAUUGCUAUCUGCACCAGGAAAGGGAUGAUUGCCGUAAUCAAGCGAACCAUGUAUAUCAUCCUCAAUAUAGAAUGUGGAGCCCAGAAGAAAACAUGAUAUGACUACUGUAGCGGCGGGAAACUCAACAUCGAAGACCCAAACUAUCCCACUAUCUUGUUGUUCUACCUCUCGUUCCCGCUCCGAGGCCCUAAAAACUGUUGUCUCAAACAAACAAAGAUGGAAGUGUGCUACACAACGCAGAGGGCUCGGCAUCCCCAUAAACCGUAUUGACGAGACGAAGUGGCUGUCUCACAGCAAGCUAUCGGACACAUACACUCGACACCCAAGAGAGCAUAUAAACCAAAAGCCAAGACAAACAAUU